Molecule: messenger RNA, 3991 nt
Organism: Microplitis mediator
Lineage: Eukaryota; Metazoa; Arthropoda; Insecta; Hymenoptera; Braconidae
Exons: 6
Coding region: 230-1891 (553 amino acids)
Biological process (GO): regulation of transcription by RNA polymerase II
Cellular component (GO): nucleus
Source: RefSeq, a predicted model, not a curated record
AGAGGGAAGAGAAGAUAAAAAAAAAAGAUCAUUCACCCUGACAGAGCUUGAUGCCCAACCCCUGGUCACCAGUGGUUGUCAAUUAAAUAUAUCAGUCAUCAGAUCACCAGUGAUCGGUGAUCAGCAUUCAAGUGCAUUGACAUGACACAACAAAUAAAUAAUAAUUAUAUAAAUACGAUUAUGGUUUAAUAAAUACAUUAUAGUUUGUACAGAUCGUAGUUGGGACAAAAUGGGACAGGGAACCGAGUGUGCAGAUCGUCCAGCAGAAGUCAGUGUCAUUAGAUUUGUAUCCAGGAAUCGUACUAUCGAGGAAAUAGCUCCCAAAAAGGAAAUUUACACAUGCAAGCAGCAGGGAUGCGGUAAAAUAUUUACAAAUCAAGAUGAAUACAAAACCCACGAAGCUCUGGAGGAAUUAAAAAUCCGCUUCAUCUGCCGGGAACCGGGAUGCGGAAAAGAAAUGUCCGACCCAGGUACAAUGUGGCGACACUACCAAGAGUAUCACAGCAAUGAGACGAGCAAUAUAUUUAUCUGUCCCUACACAAGUUGCGGCGGGUCAAUACACACGAGUAACGACAACUUGGAGCAACAUAUUGAGAGUUCUCACCGUCAUCCUCUGGCUCUAAUUCCCACAGAACCGGAAAUAAUUUGCUUUGAAGGCCCCGCCAGUACCACCAGUUCAACGACAACAGGAAAUUUAGAUGACGAGGAAAAUAAUCCGAAUGAUAAUUCUAAGGAUGAUGAAUUUGAAAUGGAGAAAAAAAAUAUAAUAAACAAAUCGAACGAUGGUAUGAAAAAAAAUAUAAAUUAUAUUAGCAAUUACUCACCGAAAGACGACGAUAGACUGAUGAUACAAGAAAAUAACGACGCAAAUCAGUAUGACGCUCGUAAUAUGUGCAAUAAUUCAGCCAAAUUAUAUAUCACUAGUGACGAUAGUAUAUUUAAAAAUAACGAUUACGAUAACAAAGACAGCGAAGUCAAACUACAGGAGCACAGAAUAGAUCUGGGGAACCUGGAAAAAGUAUUCAGAAGUGGAUUCGAGGGCAACAGAACUAAAAUUGAGUCGAGUAUUGACAGCAGCUGCUCAAAUACAACUGCAACUACGACUACUGCUGGCACUCCGACUGCUGGCAGUGAUGAUGAUGAAGAAUACACACCCAAGAAACAAAGAAUGUCUAGAUGUAAGCAAGAAUUGCCGUACAAAUGUGACGUAAAUGGUUGCGGUAAAAUGUACAAGUACAUAUCUCACUAUCGACAUCACCAGGACAGUCAUAAAGUCCAGGAACAAACAAAUAAGGAAGCUAGCAAAUUAGUUAAGACUAACAAAAUAAAACAGCAGCAGCAGCAGCUGCAACAGCAACAGGGUAAAGCGUCAACUGUUAGCUUUUUUUUAUGUAAAAUUCCUGGUUGUGGAGCUCAAGUGAACAACGUUACUAGUCUAUGGAAACAUUAUCAAGAUAAUCAUGCCAACAAUACAAAGCCAGGAAUCGUACAAUCCCAAAUAAAAAGCAAUCAAUUAUUCCGAUGUAAAAUAUUAAAUUGCGAUAUGGAAUUUCGUACAAGUGUCCAUCUGUACAAACACUUGAGUGACGUACACUCAGUAAAUCCAAAUUCAAGAACAGGAAAUGUUAUUGGGACGUUAUUAUCUGAUAGUAACAACACCGGAAGUAACAACACUAACGGAAAGACUGAUGAGGAUUGUAGUUUACGAUUUAUAGAUAAUGAUUUGCAACAGAAUGAUAAUAAUAUUACGAUGAAUGAUAAAAAUUUAAAGACUGAUUUUAAAGCCAAUUGCAAUGUUAUUAAUAUCAAUAGUUAUGAUAAUAAUGAUAAUGAGGAACGCAAGUCUUCCUCAUUGAUAUCGAUGGCUAUCAAAGAAGAGUCGCGUGAUUGAUUAGUUUAAUUUAAUUAUUUAAUUAUUAAUAAUAAUAAUAAAAGUUAUGAUCCUGAGGUUAACAGACAAUUAAAAAUUUUUGGAUUUUUUUUUUAAUAAAUCAAAUACAAAAAAAAAAAUAAAAAUAUGCACAUGUAGAAAAUUUAAAAGACUACAAGUGCAAUUUUUCAAAUAUUUUUAUUUUUAUUAUUUAUCGUUUUGAAAAAAAUUCAAAUAUUAUUAGACGUGGGGUAACUUCAGUAUCAUACAAAAGUUAUGACUUUUAUUCAUUACUUUAUAAUAUUACUGCCAGUAGAAAUUUUUAAAAACUUGUUCGUAGAAAUAUCGUAAAAUUAAAUUAUUAAAUUUCAAAUGCAAUGAUCUCUUUAUAAAUAAAUUGUAUAUUAAUAUAUAUAUUAGGGCGGCACAAAAAAAAUGAUAGUGAAGCUGGAUGACUUAUGGUAAUUUUUGGAUUUUUUUUUUGGAUGACAAAUUAUAAAAAAAAAAUAUUUGAAAAAAUUGCAUAUGUAGUUUUUUAAAUUUUCUACGUGUGCAUUUUUGGUUUUUAUUUUUUUGUUGAUUUGGUCGAGUCACUGGAAGCUAAAAAAUUUUCAGGAAAUUAAAAAAAAAUUUUGUGUCGCUGUAAUAUAUAUAAAUAUAUGAAUAAAUACUACUUCCGUCAGUGGCCUAGUCACAGGUCAUUUUAAAAUGCUUCUUAAAACUUACUGUAGCAAUAUUAAUAUGUAUUAUUAUUGAGAGAAAUGGACAUUGAUAUAUAUUAUAAAUAUAUACUGAAAAAAAAUUAUUUGUUGGCGCGAGAAUUUCCUAUGGACUUUAAAAAUUUCUUGACAAGAAAUUAUUUAUUGUCCGGAAAAUUUUUUCUUGGCUCAAUAAAAUUUUCACUGUCAUUUCAUAAGACAAAUAAUUUCUUAGGACAAGAAUUUCUUGAUGCAAAAAAUUGUUACUCUGCUCAAGAAAUUUUUUUCAUUAUUAAGGGAAAGGGUCUGAGAUACAGAAAAAGAGGAUAUGUGAUUUUUUUUUCAGAGUACGUUCGUUAUUAAAAUUCUCAAAAUUUGUGACAUUAUUAAGUGAUAUUCCAAGAAUAUUCUGUGAAAUUUUCAUAAAAAAAUAUGGAAAAAUAAGCCAGUGGUAGUGGGGAGAGACGAGUCACUUAAAAAAAGUUUCCAUGUCGUAGGCAGGAUAACUCAUGACUGUCUCAUCUGAAAUAAAAAAACCAAAAAGAUUUCUUUAGUACAUGAGUUUAUCUUGGAUUUGAACGUCGGAAUAAACAAAAUAUUCAUUUUUGAAUUUUUGCUAAAGGUGCAAUCAAAAAACUCUGAUUUUUCCCUAAAAUUCUUCCUUUUGUUUAAUUAAAAAAUAAGUAGUUAUUGAAAAAAAAAAAUCCUUCGUUCAAAUCCAAGAUUAACUCAUGUACUAAAGAAAUCUUUUUGGUUUUUUUAUUUCAGAUGAGGCAGUCAUGAGUUAUCCUGCCUACGGCAUGGAGACUUUUUUUAAGUGACUCGUCUCUCCCCACUACCACUGGCUUAUUUUUCCAUAUUUUUUUAUGAAAAUUUCGCAGAAUAUUCUUGGAAUGUCACUUAAUAAUGUCACAAAUUUUGAAAAUUUUAUAAUGAACGUACUCUGAAAAAAAAAUCACAAAUUUCCUCUUUUCUGUAUCUCAGACCCCUCUCCCUUAAUUAAAACCAAAAACUUUCUUGCGUCAAUAAAUUUUUUCGUGUAUCAUUAAGUGUAAUUUUAAUUACGUAAUUACGCAAACUCACCUAAUAUUUAAUUUUUAGUUAAAAAAAAUACCCACAGUAAUGUAUAAUAAUUAACCAAUUAAUUCACAUAAAUUAGCUAAUUACUGUAAUUAAAAAACAUAUACAUAUUUUUUCCAAAAUAUAUUACUGUGGGUAAGACGAAAGGAAAUCGAAUCAAAAAUCAAAUAUAUAAUUAAUUUAAAUUACAAUUAAAAUUUAUUUAGAUGGCUGCGUAAUUACUCUUUAUUUAAGUAAUUAAGUCAUUAAUAUUACAAUUACAUAUAUAUACAUAUAUAUAUGACUCGAAAGACUUUUUAAUCUAGAGUAAAAAUUGUUGACGUGUAAAUUUAUAAAAUAAUUU